AUGGCGCACGACAACAUGCUGACAGCCUUUCUCAUCGCCUUGGGAGUUUAUAAGGAGCAGUGGCCUCUUUAUGCCUCGCAGGUGGUGCUGGAGACGGCUGAGUCUGAAGGAGUGGUCGCGGCUCGCAUCCUGGUGAAUGAUGAGGUGUGCCUAGAGUGGCAACCUUGGGUGGAUCUCCAUGGCAAGUUGCACCACUUGGCUAUGUCCAAGGGCCAACUUGCCCCACGGUACGACCCAUCGUCCAUGAAAGGGCACCUGCUGCAAACUGUUCAUCCCAUGCUCCAGCUCGUCGCCAGCAGUAAGGGCAUACCCAUGAACGAGUACCUCAUGAGGACCGUCGCACGAAUCUUCAGCUUCUUGAAGCAGCAGGGCGCCGAAACCGGCCUGGCGACGCUGAGUCCGCUUUCGGCCAUCCUCUUGGCCAUGUCAGCAAAUCCGUCAAAUCCUGUUUUCAAUCAUCAUCUCUUUGAGGCAGUCGCCUCGAUUGUGAAGGUUUGUGUACCUGCGCAGCCUGAUGCUGUGGAAAGCGCACUGCUGCCCACCUUCGGGCAGAUUCUUGAAAGGAAUGUGGUGGAUUUCCUUCCGUAUACUUUUCAGAUUAUGGGCUUGCUGCUUGAUGCUUCCCCGAGCAUCAAGCCACUCUACACAGAGCUUUUUGCAAGGCUCUUGAACCCGGAGCUUUGGCGUUCCCAGGCAAAUGUGCCGGGUCUGAUUAGACUUCUGCGUGCAUACUUUGCAAAACACGCUAGUUUUGCCGAGCUGCUGAAGACGCACAUGCAGGCGAUCCUUGAACGGUUCCAAUUCGUUCUCAUGAAUCGGAAGACCGAGGUGGCAGCACUGGACCUGCUGAACGCGAUAUACCAGUAUCUGCCGAUUGAGUUUUACCAGCAGUUUCUCAAGACCCUGAUGACCGUUUUGUUGACUAGACUUCAAAGCAGCAAGUCACCAAAGUUCAAGCGGGACUUUGUUGUUUCGUGCUCGCUUUGCAUCCACAAGAACCAGUCAGUAAUACCACUCUUCAAUGAGAUUCAGGCUGGCCUGCUUAGCAACCUUGUGCUCAAUGUUUGGCCACCCGUGCUGAAGAUGCCGCUGAAAACGGACGAACGCAAGGUGUGCGUUAUGGCAGUAGCCCGACUGCUGUCUUUAGAUGAGAUGAGACAGAACACACAGCUGGUUGGGGCUUGUGCUGUUGGCCUCGUUCACUUAUUGGGCCUGUCCUCGUCGAACAACAAGUCGAAGUUGAACGGCGACGAGGGAUCCGAUGACGAAUUCUUGGAGAAUGCAGGUGCAGGUCAAGAGUAUGAAGUCUCCUUCAACAAGCUCCAGAACACUGACCUCCCCGGUGCAGCAGCCGGACUGGCGCCAGACGUCCCCGAGCUGCAGUCAGCUGCGAAAGCAGCCCUGAAGCCAGUUCUUGGCGCCGCCCCCCUGCCUGAACGAUCGGAGAUUGUUUUCUUUGUUCUCGCUCAAACCCCUCUCUCGCUCUCUCGCUCUCUCGCUCCCUCGCUCCCUCUCCCUCUCCCGCUCCCCCCUCCCUCGCUUCCUCCUUUCCUGAGCCCAAGAUGCAACCCAGCGAGGUGUCCGGCAGCGACGUCCAGCGAAGCGAAGGCAGCUUCUGGACGAUGCGUGGACAGGUGCUUCCCAAACCACAGACGGUCAGGUAUGCCAUUUGCAGCUUCUUAA
Molecule: messenger RNA, 1683 nt
Organism: Symbiodinium necroappetens
Lineage: Eukaryota; Dinophyceae; Suessiales; Symbiodiniaceae
Source: the annotation of a GenBank genome assembly